Molecule: messenger RNA, 1408 nt
Organism: Xyrauchen texanus (razorback sucker)
Lineage: Eukaryota; Metazoa; Chordata; Actinopteri; Cypriniformes; Catostomidae
Product: kinesin-like protein KIF1B
Exons: 14
Biological process (GO): microtubule-based movement; cytoskeleton-dependent intracellular transport; vesicle-mediated transport
Cellular component (GO): dendrite; axon; cytoplasmic vesicle
Molecular function (GO): ATP hydrolysis activity; microtubule binding; plus-end-directed microtubule motor activity
Source: RefSeq, a predicted model, not a curated record
CUAUUUUGAACCCCAAAAACCCAAAGGAAUCACCGAAAUCCUUCAGCUUCGACCAUUCCUAUUGGUCUCACACCUCGCCGGACGACCCCUGCUUUUCAUCACAGAACCUUGUAUACAAUGACAUUGGGAAGGAGAUGUUGCAGCAUGCAUUUGAGGGCUACAACGUAUGCAUUUUUGCCUACGGCCAGACUGGAGCUGGCAAGUCCUACACCAUGAUGGGAAAGCAAGAAGAAGGACAGGAAGGCAUAAUCCCUCUGCUCUGUGAAGAUCUAUUUGAGAAAAUCAAUGACAAUAACAAUGAGGAGAUCUCGUACUCUGUGGAGGUGGCUUACAUGGAAAUAUACUGUGAGCGGGUUAGGGAUCUUCUAAACCCUAAAAACAAAGGGAACCUGCGUGUUAGGGAACAUCCUCUACUUGGACCCUAUGUAGAAGACCUCUCAAAACUGGCCGUCACCUCCUAUACAGACAUUGCUGACCUCAUGGAUGCUGGUAACAAAGCCAGAACUGUUGCUGCCACCAACAUGAACGAGACGAGCAGCCGCUCCCAUGCCGUCUUCACCAUCGUUUUCACCCAGAAGAAGUACGACAGUGAGACAAACCUGUCCACAGAGAAGGUCAGCAAAAUCAGCCUGGUGGAUCUGGCAGGAAGUGAGCGUGCUGACUCAACAGGGGCUAAAGGAACCAGACUGAAGGAGGGAGCAAACAUCAAUAAAUCUCUAACCACUCUUGGAAAGGUUAUUUCUGCACUGGCCGAGGUGGAUAACUGUACCAGCAAGAGCAAGAAGAAAAAGAAGACUGACUUCAUUCCUUACCGAGACUCUGUGUUGACAUGGCUGCUCAGAGAGAAUCUAGGAGGGAACUCAAGGACAGCUAUGGUAGCCGCUCUGAGUCCUGCUGACAUCAACUAUGAUGAAACUCUGAGCACACUCCGAUAUGCGGACAGAGCCAAGCAGAUCAAGUGCAAUGCUGUCAUCAACGAGGACCCUAAUGCCAAGUUGGUACGAGAGCUGAAGGACGAGGUGUUGCGUCUGAAGGAACUGCUACAAGCCCAGGGACUCGGGGACAUCUUGGACAUCGAUCCAAUGGGGGAUGAUUGCCUUGGAAGUGGAAGUAAAUACCUGAAAGAUAUAACCAACAAUAAGAAUAGAUUCUUGAUAGCAUCAGAGAACCAACGGCCUGGCCAUUUCUCCACAGCACCUAUGGGCUGCCUGACAGCAUCUCCGUCUUCAGGCUCUCUGUGCACCCAGGCAAUGCUGCAGUCUGUGUCCAGCAUCCAAGAGCGUAUCAUGUCCACGCCAGGUGGAGAAGAGGCCAUCGAGAGGCUGAAGGAGUCUGAGAAGAUCAUAGCCGAGCUAAAUGAGACCUGGGAGGAGAAGCUGAGGAAAACUGAGGCUAUCCGUAUGGAGAG